UGCAUUGUGUUUUGACUUUUGACUCUGUGAACAGUGCGUUCCAAAUUCAAAAUAAGCUUGGCUGGAUUAUUGUUAUAAGUAAUUUUAUAAAGAGGAAAAUAAAAAUCAACGGAAGGAAAAUCAUAUAAGUUUAUUAGCUAUUGUUACUGUUUUAUGUGUACGAAUGAGUCCGUAAUCGGAUAUAAGGAAAAAAUAAUUAAUAUAAAGCAUUAAAAUAGAAAAACCUAACUAGUGCAUUUAAUAAGGUAAAAGAAACAGUAACUUACAGAACGUGAAAUAGUGAAGUAUCGAAUAUAAAAUGUGUUUUGCCGAAAAAUGUUGUUUUUUCCUGAAAUUGGAAUUGGGCUGUGGUCUGAUAGGCAUCGGAAGUCUUAUAUUUUCGCUAGUACUAACAAUAUUAUCAGCUACAAUUUUCGUGUUGGAUCAUUCAGAAAUAGAUCGUAAAGAUCACUUGGAACACAACUUGCACACGUUAUUCGAGACUUACGUCUCAAGAUCCAGCAUAAGAAUCGUUCUUUGCAUUAUCAUCUUUAUGGGAAUCCUGUUGCUGCUGUCUUCUGUUUUAUUGCUGAUUGGAAUAAGCAAGAAAAAGCCGGGUUUCCUCCUGUUCUACUUCGGCUAUGGUCUCUUCUUCACCAUCCUAUGCAACAUUGGCGCUCUGCUUCUUCUUCUGAAAUGCAUGUGGUGGACGUCUGGUGCUAUAUUCAUUGCUUCUUUGGUGUACAUACACUUCUUAGUGGUGGUACAAACGGUGUAUGACGGGAUGUUGCGAGGCAAGGUAUACGGGUUCGCUUCUCAUCGCAAGUUGGACGACGAUAUCGCUAUUCUGGAGGGCAGUUUGAAUGAUGUUAGUCAAGAAUGAACGCCUACGACAAGGACGGUAUGGGUAGGAAAAUCUACCCAUACCUGCUUCAAGCGGUUUUUACAUUUGCCAAUCCAUCCUGCCCAAUGCGUCAAGGUCACAGGCGUGUUGGUGGAGCGUAACCAGGGAAUAGAAGAAAGAGGUUGGAAGGGCCAAGGGAGCAUAAAACGCGCGACAUACAAGUGUGAGCAAAUUGUUAAUACUUCAACUUUGCACUCCACUCCUCCACAAACUUUACGAUGCACGGAGCUCCGCGUUAGUAUAUGAAACGGUCGUCUUGUGCAUUAUAAUAUGCAGGCUAAAAAAGCAAUUAUCGACAAUCGUGCAAAGAGAUCCCUCGUUAUCACAUAAAAACCUCGGAAUGAUCGGCUAUUUAUCAAAAAAAAAAAAAAAUACUACUAAAAAUACUUUUGGAUGCAUUCUCUUACAUUAAGUAAUGAUAAAAUUGUAGUCUAUCACAUAAAAUGUACAUUGC
Pectinophora gossypiella (pink bollworm) is the source of this 1337-nucleotide messenger RNA. RefSeq lists its product as uncharacterized. The coding region runs from base 299 to 862 and encodes 187 amino acids. The record is from RefSeq and is a predicted model, not a curated record. NCBI's taxonomy places the organism in Eukaryota, Metazoa, Arthropoda, Insecta, Lepidoptera, Gelechiidae. The transcript is spliced from 4 exons.